CCCCUUAAAUAUAUUCCUUAUCUUUAAUUUCCUCUCUCUAUUUUUGCAACAAGAUAAACCCCUAGUUAUACUUCAAUUUUUCAAUGGAUACAUCCCAUGUACAAGCUUAUGUAAGCUUCAGCUGUGAGCUGAAAAUAAUACAAGCCCGAAACGUCGAAUUCAUCAAGUCCACCAAAAACCUGUUUGCAAGGUUUUAUCUUCCAAUAGGGAACAACAAAAGAAUCAAACUCAACAGCAAAAACGUAUCUACCAAAUUAGUACCCUUUUGGGAUGAGUCUUUCAAUCUAGAUUGUUCUUGUCCUCAAGAGUUUCUGGAAAACCUUAAUCAACAAAGCCUAGUGUUGGAACUAAGACAAAGGAAGAUGUUUGGCUCACAACUUAUUGGAAAAGGUGAGAUUCCAUGGAAGGUGAUUCUUGAAUCACAAAACAUGGAGUUAAAAAAAUGGUUGAAAAUGGAUUUGGUGAGUGGAAGUGAUUGCAAAGAGGUCAUGUUGACAACACCAGAAGUGGAAGUAGAGAUUAAAGUAAAAGUGUCUUCGGUUGCUGAGAUGGAGAAGCAAAAUAACAAGAAGUUUAAUAAUUGGAAUGAGUGUGGAUGUAAAAAUGGGCAUGAUCAUAAUGCUUGGUGCAAUGCAGAAGACUGUGAUAUCUUUGCGCUUGGUGCAGCCUUGGAAGCUUUUUGAUUUUGAUGCAAGAUUAUGCUAUUAACAUAUAAACUAACAUCAACUGAUUCAUGUAUCAUUGUAUUGAAUAGAUUUUUUUGACAAAAUUAUAAUAGAGUGAUUCUAUAUAAUUAGAGUUUCCUUCUUUCUUUUUUUUCCGCCAACUAUCAAAUGACUUAGCAAAUGCAUUAUCUUUUAACUUUAUUGAUUGGUAUAUUGUAUAUUUAGUUUAAGGC
Vicia villosa (hairy vetch) is the source of this 898-nucleotide messenger RNA. RefSeq lists its product as uncharacterized. Lineage: Eukaryota; Viridiplantae; Streptophyta; Magnoliopsida; Fabales; Fabaceae. The transcript has a single exon. The record is from RefSeq and is a predicted model, not a curated record. The coding region runs from base 84 to 683 and encodes 199 amino acids.